Messenger RNA from Bipolaris maydis ATCC 48331, 884 nucleotides. RefSeq lists its product as uncharacterized. The record is from RefSeq and is a predicted model, not a curated record. NCBI's taxonomy places the organism in Eukaryota, Fungi, Ascomycota, Dothideomycetes, Pleosporales, Pleosporaceae.
CCGGCACCUUUUCUCUCGUGAUCAGAGAUAUGACGAUAGCAUAUACCACCUUCACUGGCAUGGAGCAUCCAUACCAAAAGCCUCAUGGACUACAGAUUGCAUCAGCUAUCAAUCUUCGUACAGACCCGAGAUGUCGAGGGUGCUUUGAAGACUGCUUCCAGCAAGGCCAGAUGGGGUCCUGCGUUGCGAAUGCAACCGCGGCUUGUUAUCUCUUCGAGCUCCGCAAACAUAAUGCUCUCAAUAAUAUUCCUGGCGAGGCAAUUAUUCCGUCUCGGCUGUUCAUCUACUACAAUGCUCGCACUGCGGUAUCCCAAAUCAUUGCGGAUAGAGGGUGUUUCAUACGUCACGCAUUCAGAAGCCUGGCAAAGUAUGGAGUAUGCUCAGAGGCUUCAUGGCCCUAUGAUAAACUGAGAAUAAAUGAGCAGCCGCCCGAUACUUGUUUUCAAGAGGCACUUGGACACAGAAUAUCUACGCAUGAGCGAUUAGACGUCCAUCGUAACGCAAAAGGAUAUGACGCAACUUUUGAUAUGGAUGUAGAUGGUCACAAUGUCCUUGAAAAUCUACGGUCUUGUCUCAGUGAUUGUCGCCCAGUGGUUUUCAGUCUCACUUGGAAGAUUGGGGAUGUUGUAUGGGACAGAGACGGACCAAAUGGCAUGUGGCAAAUUCACGCAAUGACAAAGAAAAGGCACUCCAAAGUCUCCCUGCCAAAAGCCGCGCAUGCUGUCCUAGCUGUUGGUUAUGAUGACAAUCUGAGGUAUGUCCUUUGCCAGAAUUCGAUGGGUGUAUCGAAAUCCCUGUUUUGGAUUCCCUAUGAUUGGAUCACUGAUUUUUAUGCCACGAGCGAUUUUUGGACGAUGAAAAUAGCUGUUGAAGCCCCUAAAUGA